Messenger RNA from Mesocestoides corti, 6615 nucleotides. The record is from the annotation of a GenBank genome assembly. NCBI's taxonomy places the organism in Eukaryota, Metazoa, Platyhelminthes, Cestoda, Cyclophyllidea, Mesocestoididae.
AUGUCUCAGGAUGAGGCAAAAGAUGUGCCAACCCCAUCGGUCGCAUCUGGCACGAAGUCUCGGACAUCAUUUUCUCGACACACCCGACGUUGGCCAGUUGAAGAGACCGACAACGACAAGAGCCAGACAAAGGAGCUUUUGACUUCGAGUGCACCACAUCCAGGGGACGUUUACGUCUGGGGCCUCAACGACAGGGAUCAACUUGGCGGUCCACGGGACUCGAAGAUCAAAUCGCCCGUCUUAAACCCCUCACUCUGUGACCUCAAACCCGCUCAAAUUGUCGGCGGUUCGAAGUGUCUUUUUAUUGUGACAGAGGCUGGUGAGGUGUACGCGUGCGGAGACACGUCGUGUGGCAAAUUGGGUCUGGGUGAGAGCGCUCUGGGGCCCACACAGAGCGAGUCCUCGCCGCUGGCCACUCCGCGUCGUCUGGUGGGCUGCCUGGGAGGCCACCGUGUGGUCAAGAUCGCCGCCCACUCCGGCAGCCGCCACGCCCUGGCGCUCACGGCGGAGGGGCGCGUGUUCGCGUGGGGCGAGGGCACCGCGGGCCAGCUGGGCGUGGGCACUCAGGACAACCACUCGAGCCCUCAACCAGUGACCGGCAUCGAUGCCUUUGUCGUCGAUGUCGCCGUGGGCAGCUGCUAUUCGGCCGCCGUGACUGCUGGAGGAGAGCUGUUUACCUGGGGACAGGGGAAGUCGGGUCGUCUUGGCCAUGGCGAUACGGAAGAUCGACUGGUUCCGACUAUGGUUCGAGCACUGGAGCCACACCAAGUUUUGCAGGUGGCCUGUGGCAGCCGGGACGCCCAGACGCUGGCGCUGACGGCGGACGGGAAUGUGUGGGCCUGGGGCGAUGGCGAAUUCGGCAAGUUGGGCCUCGGGCACACAGACACUUGCCUCACUCCCACCCCCAUACGCGCCUUCGUUCAUCAUCCGCCCAUUGUCUUUAUCGCAUGCGGAGCCCAAUUCAGCGUGGCCCUCAGUUGUAUCGGCACCGUCUUCACUUGGGGGAAGGCCGACUGCUACAGACUGGGCCACGGGGAUUUCACUCACGUCUACAUACCGGCCGUUGUGCGGGCGCUCUCUAGCCACAGGAUUGUGCAAGUUGCCGUCGGUGCCCUUCACUGUCUCGCCGUUGAUGCCAACAACAAGGUAUACUCAUGGGGUGACAAUGAUCACGGCCAGUUGGGCAACGGUCUUGCUCUGAUAAACAAAACACCUUCCUUGGUGGCGGAUCUUCCGCAUCUUGCCUCCGACAGUGUCCACCACGCGUCGUAUCGUGUGGCUUGCGGUUCGUCGCACAGUGUCGCCUACCUCUCCUCGAACGUCGCGUUGUCGCACACAGCAGUCCGCAUCGACGCCACUCGUGCCCUCUCCUCAGAAGGACUCUCUCCACCGCCCCAGUGGACCUUCAGCGGCUUUGUCGAUGCCCCACGAGGCAUGCUCGGCCACGUCUACACUGCGCGGGUUCUGUCCCAGGCGCUGAACAGUGAGCGUCGUGAAGACAUCGCGGUUCUGUUGGCCGCGUUGGAUAAGGGAAUUAGGUGGCGUCCGCUGCCCUUUCAGUCGCCUGUUCGUGACCCCCUUGGCUUCUCGUACCUUGACCUUAUUGAUGUCAGUGAGGAGAAUGAGUUGAAUUGCGCCACCGGUGCAGGUCAGGGCAACAGCUCCACUUCUGUGAGCUCAACCGCCACCCACCAGCUGUACCACCGGGCUCCACUCGCCUCCCCAGGCCCCUCGCACUCCUCCGCCUCGUCGAGCUACUCCGACGACAGCCCCGGCAACACCGGACCGCGCGGGGUGCGAGAGCGCGAACUCCGGGCGCCGUGCGACCAGCCACACCGCGCCGGUGGGCACACCUUCACCCCGCCCAGAGACCCCGUGCUGUUGGGCGGCGUGCCUAUCCGCGUGGGCGCGGGCCUGGGCGUUGCGCUCAGCCCUCUGGAGCAGUCAGUGGGUCGCUUGGUCGCGGGCACUAAGGCUACUACAACCAACGCGUCGGAUAUCACCAGAUUAGUCUUUAAGGCAGCUAAGGUCUCCGUCGCAAGGAACCUCAUGAAUGCUCUGGUGUUUUGGCUUUGCAUGCAGUCCGCGCGGAAUGAACCCACUGCCGCAGCACCCAACACAAGCAAAACUACUAGCCCACCCGAGGUAGAACAAUCCCAGGGACUGCAGUUCGCGGAUUGGUUGGACAGUCGCUUCUUGGUGCAGUGGCUCGACCUGGUGCGCUUGCACUUGCCUCUCCACAGUCCGCUGCCCUGGCGCCACAGGCCGGGGGAACCUGUCGGCUCUGCAGCGGCCCUUCUUCGUCUCCAUGUUCAUUGGAUCAUGCGCUCAAUGCAAGUUCUGCCUGGGCUUCAGUCCACUCUCCGCGCCUACUGCCUUCUUGACGUAGACGCCUUUGCAAACCUCCUCACCACGCUGCCAAGUGACGGUCCCUCUUCAAGACACUUAACUUCCUCCCCGCGGGAAUUCGCCCUCCUGGCCUCUAAAGGGACAGGUCUAGUUCUCGAGAGCACAGUUGGCACGAGACCGCAUCACUUCUCCGUUAACCCAGAUGUCUUCACACUCAUGGUUCCAAAUACACAAAUCGCUGAGAUGUUCCUACUGUGUGACACUUCCAUGGGCAGUCCACGUGGAGCCCUCCAGUGGCUAAUGAGUUUGGCUCGUCUCGCCUACUCUCUCGGUCCCGGCGAGUUGCCAGACGGAGACAGACAGUCCUCGCGCAGGCGUGACACCGUCCUGCCCUUCUUGAUGCGAGUCCGAGUCUGGGCGUCUGGAGCGCUGCUCUACGCCCUCCGCUCCUCCCCACCUCGUGUCACCUCCAACCUGCGCGAUAUUCUCCUGCUACUCGGAGGUGGUCGUGUUGAUGCCGAUUCACAGCCUGAUGACACUGUCUCCCGCGAAGAGGUGGCAUUCAGAUUGGGCUGGUUUCUAGACUGUCUGCCAGCAUUCAUCUCCGACCAGUAUGAAUACGAGCGCUUCCUCGUUGAGGACGGCCACCAACUGAAUUACAGCGUCUACUUGGCGCGCACAAUUCUUAUAGCGCUUGAACUCGGACUUGAUCGCACACCCCACCUCGAGUCAUGGUUUUCCACCGGCACAUCGCUUGCCUCGAAGUCCGCCGGCUACACCAUGAAGUCUCUGAAGGUCGCUGCGACCGCUCCGGCUCGGGAAGCCCUAUGCGGCUGGGAUUGGCUCUCCCGUCUGAUCCAGUGUCUCCGGCUUUUGGAUAACUUUGUUCAAAGACGACCUCUUUGUGAGAAGACACUGGAAACCCUGGAAGCGCAUUUCCCAGAAGGCGUCUUUCCCGGAGCACAAGAGGCGAAACAGGGAGAAAAUGGACCCAAGGAACGAACUUAUGCCGACCCACAACUCUUUGGACUCACCGAGGACACACAACUAGUCAGUUGGGUUCGAAUGCAUCCCGAUGAUUGGCAGGAUUGUUGGCCGUCCUACCGCGACCGGGUUUUGGCCUUCGGCUUGAACGACAGCGGACAGCUGGGUGGUCUGAGGGGCCACGUGGUGCGCACACCCUGUUUCGUGGUUCGUCUCAGUGAGAUCCGGCCGGUUUCUAUUGUUGCCGGCCUACUGACUCUCUUCGUCGUCAAUGAAGACGGCAAAGUGUUCGCUUCAGGCUACGCUUACAACGAUCGACUCGGCGUUCCAAUGAACGGUUGCGCCUACCACCUGGUGCCCGUGAAGAAACUCGACAAGACGCGCAUCGUCAAGGUCUCCGUGCACCCCUGUGGUCAGCAUUGUCUGGCUCUGGACGCCGACGGCGUCGUCUACAGCUGGGGCACUCAGACACACGGUCGUCUUGGCAACAGCGGGUUCUAUCACAGCAGGGUGGGCCCUCGAAUCGUUGCCCUGAAACCUUCCACAGAUUCCAUCCCACGAAAGUCGUUCCGCGUUGUUGACAUCUGUGCUGGUUAUGCAAGCUCCGCCGCCAUCACAGCUUCGGGUGAGGUGUAUACCUGGGGUCACGGAUUGUACGGUGCGUUGGGCCAUGGCGAAUUCAAGAACCAACGCCAGCCGCGUCUGGUGGAAGCCCUCAAGGGCCACCGGGUCACACAGAUCGCGUGUGCAGGCGCGGAGACCCCCACAUUGGCCGUGACGCCCGAUGAAGACGCUGUCUGGCAGUGGGGCAACGUGGGCUUCGUGAAGACACGGCAGCAGGAGCAGCAGGCACUUCACGCCAUGACAUCCACUCCCGCUCGAAUACCGGCUCUCCAGAACCAAGGCAUUAUACACGUGGCCAAUGGAGGAAAAUUUUGCGUCGCUCUGUCGAAGUAUGGCACGGUGUACACUUGGGGGGAGAACGGUGAGGCCUUGGGGCAUUGUGCGUGCACUCCUGUAUACUCUCCACGGCCCGUUGGGUCGCUAGCCAAUAGCCACAUCAUCGCGAUAUCCUGUGGCCUCUCGCACUGUCUUGCUUUGGACAACGAAGGCAAAGUGUUCUCAUGGGGUUCCAACACGUUCGGCCAACUGGGAGACGGUUCAACCACUGAUCGAGCGGUUCCCCAGCGGGUCGCUACACUCAGUCGUUAUCGCGCCAUCCACGUGGCCUGCGGUUCCUCGCACUCCUUUGUUUUCGUCAAGGGUGCAUACGCCACGGGACUUGUCCCUCCACUGCCCAGCCACCCGCCUCGUCAGCAGUUCCAUGCCAUCGGUCAGAAGCUAGCUACCCGUGCAGGACUUGAACCCGCUUCGCACGCUCACUUGCAGCUUCUGCGAAACCGAUUCCUUCUGCUCUGUCACUUUGCUCAGCAGGUGUUUGGUGCGGAGCUACUAGACGAGGACCACGCAGACAAGGAGCCCACUGAAUUGCUCUCUCUUCGUCUUAAAUCGUCCCUGUGCUUCGGCUUUUGGUCACUCGUUACGGGGUUUGUGGAUGACGGCCUGUCGACUGGGCGCCUUGCAGCUCUCUUGGCCUCGGAUCGGACUCAACAGGUUCUAGUGGCACGAGAUGUCCGAUUGGACACCCUGGCGAGACUCCUUCUGCUGGCGCGUAAGGAGUCGCUGUUUAGGCGGUACCUGCAAGCCACGACCAACCCCGUUCUCCCCCACGGCCCUGAAAUUCAAAUUACGCGUCUGAGUUUGGCGAGGUCUCAGAGGGAUGAUGCGGAGUCCGUGCAAACCAAAAUCUCUGAUCCGCGGCUCACCGUGUUCGCCCAGGUAUCCCGACACAUGCUUCAGGCCGAUGAAUUCGGCAUUGGCAGCUUCAGUUCCCUGCCCGCUGAUCGGACCGCGGAGAAGGAAUGCCGGUGGCGCCAAGAGUGCCUGAGCAACAUGCUCGAAGGCGACGGUGACAGCGACGUCUUGGUUCCUCGUGCCCCCGCCAUGUCAGUUCCCCCUCAGCCUUUCUUUUGGCUGCCCCGGCGCGUCUGGAAAGUGAAUUUCAUUGGAGAAUCUGUGGACGACUUUGGUGGCGGCUUUUCGGAUAGCAUUACUGAGCUGUGCGAGGAACUCCACGCUCCCUGGAGCGGGCUCCCUGUACUAACCCCAUGCACUCCCCGCCCCUCUCCGUCAGCCUCAAAUAGCGAAUCGGCCGAGAUGGGUGGCUUCAUCGUGAACCCUGAUUGUGCUCUGUUGGCUCCCAAUUGGUUGGUGUUCUUCGGCUGUCUUGUCGGCUUCGGUGUGAGAACGGGGCACUCGCUGAACCUACGUCUGGUGCAACCCAUGUGGCGCCUUCUGGCUGGCCAUGGUAGCGGUGCGGGCCUCCGUCUAGCCGACUUGAUUGAUUUGGAGGCAGAAGUCGGGGUCGAAGGUGGGCCUGUGGAGGCUGGAACCAGCACCUCAGCUGGCGGUGCAUUUGGUUUGUUCACAAUUGCCAAGAUGACAGCCGAGGAACUGAAUCAGUCGGAAUUGCCGUUCACCUGCCUCUCGGCCAAUCGUAGACACACAGUCAAUUUGGUUGGCUACGCUCGUGAGCUGGCCUCUUCACUUCACGCCACAGUGGACGCGGACAGCCUGGCCGCAGUCCUCGCGGUCGCAGGACUUGACGGCGCGCUUCCCUGGUCCGAGAUCCGGGCGUCGGCUCGCCGUGCUCUGGACUCGGCCUCAGCUGGGAACCUCACCGUAAAUUCGGAGACUAAACUGGCCUACAUCUUCGCCCUGCUCACGUACCGCCGUAGCGAAUUCGAACCUGCCAUUAGCCUGAUCCGUCGCGGUAUCGCUCAGGUGCUACCAGCGUGCAUAGUGACCCUCUUCACGGGAGAGGAGUUGGAAGAAAUGGUUUGCGGGGCUGCGGAGAUUUCCAUCGACGCGCUUAGAAAUGUCGUGACUUAUGAAAACCUUGCACCUGAUGAUGACUUGGUCAAGUGGUUCUGGCGAAUUCUAGAAGAGAUGACGCCUGUGGAGCGAUCUCUCUUGCUUCGCUUCGUGUGGGGUCGGUCCCGUCUCCCGAGAUUCGCAUCUGACCUUCGUGAACGACAGUUUCUCAUCCAAGUUCAAAGUGACUGUCGCCCUGCUGAUAUAUAUCUUCCAGAGGGUUCAACCUGCAUGUUUACUCUACGUCUUCCACGUUAUUCUUCCCUGGAAGUUUUUCGAGAACGCCUCACAUACGCAAUCUAUGGUUGCCGAUCCAUCGAUAGCGAUGAUUUUGUGGUAGUUCAGUAA